UAGAGUACCGAAAGUCGGUACUAUAAGAAAAUUUUCUUAUAGUACCGGAAGCGCGUCUAUUGGUUGCAAAAGUCACGUGUAAAAACAAAUUCCGAUUUUCAAAGAUUUGAAUUGGAAAAUAUAAUUUUAUAUUGUAAAAUGUCAACUGGUUUUACUUGCAAAGAUGUUUUCUUGUCUUUUGAAGAUCUAAAAGCAAAUAUUAAAAAAUAUGAAGAUGCUAAUUUUGUGCAAUUAUGGAUGAGAGACGCCAAGACAAUUAAUGCUGCUAGAAAAAGCAUUCCAAAGAGAGCUAGUAUUAUGGCUCCACAAAUUAAAUACUCUUUUAUAAAGUACUGCUGCAUUCAUGGUGGACAAAAAUUUAAAUAUAAAGGUUUUGGAAAACGUCAAACUUCGACAUAUAAAAAAGAUUGCCCUUUCUACCUACACUUUAAGGCAUCGGAGGAUGGACAAGCAUUAAUCUUGCAUAAAUUGAACAAUACACAUAAUCACGAAGUAUCUGAAAUUUUCUAUAAACACUUACCUAAUCAAAGAAGACUACCUGAUUAUGCUAUUGCUAAAGCAGAAACCUUGUUAGGUUUGAAAGCUAACAAAAAAUUACUUCAACGAGAAUUGUUAAAUGAGACUGGGAAAAUGAUAACGCUCCGAGAUUUAUCAAAUAUUGCUGCUUCUGCACACAAAAGUGACACCCGAAAUGAUAUAACAGCCUUUAUUACAACUUUAAAGGAAAAAUAUAAUGCUAAUGUUGAAGUUUUGACAGAUGCAGACAAUAAUUUGCAAGGGCUUUUUUUUCAAGAUUUUUUUAUGCACAGUGUCUACAACGCAUAUCCUGAGUUUUUAUGCAUGGAUGCGACAUAUAAAUUGUUAGAAAUUCGACUGCCUGUUUAUAUUCUGCUAUGCGAAGAUGGAGCUGGUGAAAGUGAAAUAGCUGCUGUAGGUUUGCUCACGCAUGAAGAUGCUGCGUCUCUUAGUUGGUUUGUUGAAAGAUUCAAGAGUUUCAAUAUUGCUUGGCUAAAGACAAAUGUCUUCAUGACAGACAAAGACUUAACAGAAAGAGAGAUUUUACGUAGUGCUUUUCCUGGGGUUUCUCUAUUACUCUGCUUAUUUCACACCAUGAGAACUUUCAAUCGUGAGAUUACAACUUCCAAACUUGGGAUAACAAGCGGUGAACGGACUUCAUCUUUAGAACUUAUUCAAAAAUUGGCUUACGCUACAUCAGAAGAAGUUUAUGAUGAACUAUAUAGAUUAUUUAUUUCAUCUUCUCCAACUGCUGUUGUAGAUUAUUUUAACAAGAACUGGCAUAAUAUUCGUGUUGAUUGGGUUCUUGGUUUAAAUUUUGCUUGUGGAAAUUUCAUGAACAGCACCAACAACCGCCUUGAAAAUUUCAAUGGCAAAUUAAAAGAAGUGAUUGACUGCAACAGUUCCUUAGAAAAUUUCCUGGAUAAAUUUUAUGUUGUUCUAGCAUCAAUGCGUAAUGAGAGAGACCAUAAGACUAUUUUUCAAAUGCAAAAAGUUCUGGUUGACAUGUUUGAUCCCAACUCAGCAGAGGCAGCAUAUAAGAAAGUUCUAACAUUGUAUGCAGCUCAACAUGUUUUAAAGCAAAUGAGCUUGCGUGGAGACAUUAAUUUGUUACAAAGAGAAAAUGAAUACUUUAUGGUAAACACCACUGAAGGUCUGCAUACAGUGACAUGGAAUUUUUGUUCAUGUAUGUUUAGAAAGUCAAUGCACUUACCUUGUAGACAUAUUUUUGCUGCUCGCCAAUUCCUUAGAAUAAAUUUAUUUGAUAAUGACUUAUGUGCUGAACGCUGGACAUUAAAGUACUAUCGGCAGCAUCAACGAGCUUUUAAUAGUCCUAUAAUGGCUGAUGAGUUGAGAUCUGUAGAGUUUCAUGUAGCUCCAAAAAAAAAACUCCUUUCUCAGCAUGAGAAGUUUAAACUUGCUCUACAGGAAACAUCAUUUCUUGCUACCCUUGUUUCUGAAUCCACUGGACAGACUUUUGAACAAUGUCUCAGUCUUUUACAAGCUCUAAAAAAAGGUUGGACUGAUGGAAAGGUCAUGUUAGUUAAUGAACUUGUUGAUGUGGACAUUUGUUCUUCAAAAACAGAAAGUACAUUACCUAGUGCAUUAACUAUAGUUACAGAAUCUCCAAUAAAUUCAUUGGGAUGUGUAUGUUAAUGGUGUAAACACUUCAGUAGCACCGUUAGUAGUCAGUAAUAAAAAUGUUUUAAGCACUAAAAAAAAUGCUUCACAAUUAAAUACAGAGUAUGCAAUUGAUAACGACAGCAUUUUAUUAGAGGAAGCUAUUAUUUCUGAAAAAACUCAACAUGAAGAGUUAACAUCUGUGAAGAAUUAUGCAGAGUCUCACCUGAACAGGAUUCGGGUGCCGAAAUAUGUUUCUCGAUGUGGACGACCUAAAGGUUCUACUCUGACCACUAUUGGUUUGUCAAAAAAGCGACAACCUAAUUUGUAUGAAAAAAGAGUACCUUUUUUGAAAUUACAUCCAUCAAAAAGACAUGCUAUGAUGCUGGGUUGGUUUUUAAAACCAGAUGAUGUCCAUAAAGCUCUUUCUGGAAUUCUCAUUGAAAGUAAUUGUAUUGAAAAAAGAGUCAAUCAUAUCUCAUCUGCUAUUCUUGAUGAAAGUGCUGGAGGAGCUCUUUUGUCGCUACAAGGGUAUUUUACCCCAGAUGGAUGGAAAGUGCUCCAUGAACUCACUUUGAUCCAGCCAGGUAUCGAACCCAGGUGGGUAACCUCGAAGCCCCAAUGACAUACUGCUAGACUAGCAAUAAUAUCUUUUAUAAGCUAAAAUUGCCUUGGUUUUUUGUUCAUAAACUAGAAAGGCAUCAAACCUAUCCAACUUAUUUAACGAAAUGCACCACGAGAAGGUAAACCAUAGGACUUUGCAUUCCAUAAUAUAAUUUAAAAUUUUUUCGAGAUUUAUAACUUUUGAUAGCUAUAAUUAUUAUGUAUAUUUUUAAUUGCGUUCUAUCUAUUUAUUAUUUUUA
Messenger RNA from Hydra vulgaris (swiftwater hydra), 2999 nucleotides. RefSeq lists its product as uncharacterized. Gene Ontology annotation, molecular function: zinc ion binding. The record is from RefSeq and is a predicted model, not a curated record. NCBI's taxonomy places the organism in Eukaryota, Metazoa, Cnidaria, Hydrozoa, Anthoathecata, Hydridae.